CGUCCGCGGGGAGAGCGUGGCGCAGCGGUCACAGCAGCGAUGAGGUCUUCCCUACCUCCGGGGAGCCCCCCGCCCCCACCACGGCUACGCAGAUGCAGGAAACCACAGAAACACAGGCCGCCAUGGCAUCAGACGAAGGCAAGCUUUUCGUCGGAGGGCUGAGUUUCGACACCAACGAGCAGUCGCUGGAGCAGGUCUUCUCAAAGUACGGACAGAUCGCGGAAGUGGUGGUCGUGAAAGACCGGGAGACCCAGCGGUCGCGAGGCUUCGGGUUUGUCACGUUUGAGAACAUCGACGACGCCAAGGACGCCAUGAUGGCCAUGAACGGGAAGGUCUCCCGUUUCCAGUCUGUGGACGGGCGGCAGAUCCGAGUCGACCAGGCCGGCAAGUCGUCCGACAACCGAUCCCGCGGCUAUCGAGGUGGCUCUGCUGGCGGCCGGGGUUUCUUCCGAGGGGGCCGAGGCCGGGGCCGUGGCUUCUCCAGAGGAGGAGGGGAUCGAGGCUAUGGAGGGAGCCGGUUUGAGUCCAGGAGUGGGGGCUAUGGAGGCUCCAGAGACUACUACAGCAGCCGGAGUCAAGGUGGCGGCUACGGCGACCGGAGCUCAGGCGGGUCCUACAGAGACAGCUACGACAGUUACGGUAAGUCACGCUCCGAGGGCACCUCGUCGCCGGGGCCUGCACUGGGAGCUCAGUAAGCCUUGGCGCCCUCUGCAAGCGACACUCAGACUCUGUCACCGUGCUUGCCUCGAAGGGGCGAUACUGCCCUCGGUCUCUGUGCCAGCAGCCAUUUCUACCACAAAACAUAAAGGCAGAACCAGAGUGACCAAGAAGGAAAGGGAGAGUGAGGGCCCCUCCCCCCUGCGCAGGCAGCAGAAGUGCAUGUGCGCCCUGCCUGCCGCCCCGCCCUCAGCUGGUGGGGGGGGUGGUUUCUCCUGAGGCUGCGGGGCCGCGCCCUCCAGGUCUGGACCCGGGAGCCCGGGAGCGGAUGCUGCGUCUUGUCGCGUGCUUCAGUGCCUUUACAUGUCCCUGCUUCUUGUUCUCAGCUACACACAACGAGUAAAAAUCCUUCCUGCUCAAGAUCGUCCUUCCAAUGGCUGUAUAUUUAAAGAUUUUGGGAGCUUCGCUGAAUCGUUCAUGUGUAGUGAACACACCUCCUUGUACCCCACUUUUGUAGUCCUAUCCGUUUUGAUCUUGUCAAACACAGCCUGACUGCUUCUGACCCCCAGAUGGCUUCGUUCCUAGACUACUCUUAAGGAAGCGUUGUCAGUUUUUAAGGGUUUUAAAAACGUUCUGAAAAGUACUUCAGAUUUUGGUUUUUUUUUUCUUUUUACCCUGAGCCAUAAGUUUUUUAGGAAAUCUUUGGGGGUUGUGUGGGUUUUGGUUUUGGUUGUGUUGCCUUUUUUUCUUUCUCUUUUUAGUGGGGUCGGCCCGUGAGGUCGGGUGCCCCGGUUCACUUCUCUUUAAGAUUGAAUGGACUCUGAAUCCGCUUUUUGCCGGAAGCUCAGCAAGCUGUGGCUUUUUUCCAGCUCUGUGUACUGUUUCUGCGUGUAGCGUGGUAGGACCCAUGCCGGGGCUGUGGCAGAGGUACCCCGGCCGCCCCGGGCCUGGCCUGUUCGGCCCUUCCGUGCUGUGUAUGACGCACAGCAAGAGUUGCAGAUGUCCCUUCGAGAGGUUCUUGAAAAUGUUUAUUUAUAUUGUCUUUUUUUACCGGAAGACGUAUGCAUAACCCAUUGAUGUUGUACCUGAAGCGGUUAAGGAAUUCUUGUACGCGGUUUUCUCUGGCUUUACGAAGCCGAUUAAAAGACCGUCUGAAACGAACCUUGCUCUGACAAUUUCCCUUUCAUUGCACAACACACUCCCUGCUCUCGGGUUCGAGGCGGUCAGAACUGAGCGGAAAGGGCAGUUCGAGAAGUAGGUCUGCCGGUCCCGCCUGAGGCUCUCACAAAGCUAGACAGGGAAGGCAGAAUAGACAGACGCUGGCCGGGCCCCUCCUGACAGCCGACCGCCAUCGGCCCCGGUGAGGUGAGAAGGUGGGCGACAGGGUGGGCAGCUUAGCGGGGGACGGUGGACGCCCGGGCACGUGACGCUGACCCGGACCGCCUUAGCUGAGGAGCAGGCCAGACAGCGGACGGCAGGCAGCGUCCCUGGGCGACCACGGACCGACCGGCUCGUUAGCUAGCUCUGCUGUCGCUUCACGAGUUCUGAGCUCUCACCGCUAGCCUAUGGAAGCUGCAGCCCCUCGGAGGACAGAAGUGUUGUGCGCCCAACAGAACCCUCUGAGACGCAAGCUGCUCCCUUGGCUAGCUCAUAUGUGGAAAUAGCCCUGUAAUUCGAGGUAACUCCUUUUGCUCGUGUCCGCAUCCCUCCUCUUGUCGAGAGCUCAUUUGAGAGUAAAGUUCUGUACCUGGGGAAUGUUCCUUUGGCUGUUUAUCCUUUUCCAUUUUUUUUACUUUUUUUUUUUUUUAAUUUUAAUUUUUUUAAUCGAGCUCGAACCAGAGUCAGAUCUGGGCCGUUAGCCCUUCCCCGCCUGCAGCCCGGCGAGCGGCCUGGGCGGUCACACCACAGGAGUAGGUUUGAUCCGUAAGCAGGAUUGGAGACCACCGAACGCCCUGCCUUUUGGGAUUUUUGUUCAUCAAUUGACAGUCUUUUCCAGACCUCCGUCCCUCAGGCUCCCAACUAGCUUUCUCUGAUGUCUGUUGCUGCCAUGAGUUUUUCCCAGAGCCCACACGGUCCUCUAAGCUCCAUCCCAAUUGGGCAGUUGGCUCUGCUCAAGGGUGGGACGUGGCCUGGCCCAUCCGCAAGGCGCAGGCCCACCCUGGGCACGCCAGCCUGUGACGGGGCCUCUGCCGGGACGGCCCGAUGACUAGUUUGAGACCCUCCUAGGAGCUGUGGAUGGUUUCAGGGGAGGUGGGGAGGGGCAGAUGUGACCUGUGGCCAGGACACUGCGCGUAACGCUUCUUUGCUUUGGCAGGUUGAAGGGAAGCCAGUGUGACUCGGAGGUGUGGCCAGACAGCAGCGAUGACCGGGACUCACUGUCCCAGAAGGGACUUUAUCGGGAAGCGAGAGCCAGAGGCACAGCCACCGGUCUUCGUACCGUGUCCCCUCAGGCGCGUCACCGGGGAGGCUGAGGUGCAGCAACUCGAAUUGCUCUCGGAGGACAGGUGUGUGGCGGCAGGCACCGCACCGCAGCCAGGACGCCCCCCUCAACAGGAGCAGGACACGGAAGUCGGAUUUGAAUAAAGGGCUGGUGUGUCCACACAAA
Lynx canadensis (Canada lynx) is the source of this 3262-nucleotide messenger RNA. It is a transcript of the gene CIRBP, whose product is annotated as cold inducible RNA binding protein. The transcript is spliced from 7 exons. Lineage: Eukaryota; Metazoa; Chordata; Mammalia; Carnivora; Felidae. Gene Ontology annotation, biological process: positive regulation of mRNA splicing, via spliceosome. Gene Ontology annotation, cellular component: spliceosomal complex. The coding region runs from base 93 to 695 and encodes 200 amino acids. Gene Ontology annotation, molecular function: RNA binding. The record is from RefSeq and is a predicted model, not a curated record.